Molecule: messenger RNA, 2605 nt
Organism: Pomacea canaliculata
Lineage: Eukaryota; Metazoa; Mollusca; Gastropoda; Architaenioglossa; Ampullariidae
Product: ELAV-like protein 1-B
Exons: 4
Coding region: 221-1162 (313 amino acids)
Cellular component (GO): ribonucleoprotein complex
Molecular function (GO): RNA binding
Source: RefSeq, a predicted model, not a curated record
CGCGACACAUUCUAAUCUUAUGACGCACUAGCGCCAAGAAAUCGACGCCAUCUUUGGUUCAGUGAGCACUUGCGGUACUUUAUAUUCGACCUUUCAUUUCCCUGACACCAGUUGCUAGAGGUACUUGAGGUUUUUAUUUUCUUUAAAGUUUUUUUGUGUUUUUGGUUUUUUUCUUUCACUCAAACUAUGGACUCGCAAGGAAGCACAUCAGACAAGCACAAUGGAAGAUGUUGGUCAAGGUCUUGGGGAAGAAAGCCCAACCAACCUUAUCAUCAAUUAUCUGCCACAGACCCUGACAGAUGAGGAAUACCGUUCCAUGUUUCUCAGCAUUGGGCCCAUCAAGUCUGCAAAGAUCAUCCGAGACAAAGCCACAGGUUACAGCUAUGGGUUUGGGUUUGUAGACUACCAGCAUGCAGCUGAUGCAGAGCGAGCAAUCCAGACACUGAAUGGCUUGCAGUUGCAGAAUAAGCGUAUCAAGGUUGCCAGAGCUCGAAUGGGAGGAGAAAACAUAAAGGGAGCUAACUUGUAUAUCCGCAAUCUUCCAAUCCCCUGGACAGAGAAUGAGCUUAACAAACUGUUUGAGCCCUAUGGCAAGAUCAUCCAGUCAAGGGUGUUGGUGGACCUUCAGACGGGAGUCUCCAAGCGUGUUGGCUUUGUGCUCUACAACACUCGACAGGAAGCAGAAGCAGCUAUUCGCUCUGUUAGUGGAACCACUCCAGAAGGCUGCACAGAACCAAUUCUAAUCAAAUUUGCUGAUGACAACUCUAAAAAGAUGCGGCCACCAAAUGUGCAGUAUGUUCCCAGUCCAAUAUUUCCUGGGCAUGGCCCAGGACCCAUGCGAAAUCAGGGCAACAGGUUCCGGUACAACCCCAUGUCUGGUAACUACAAUGUGCAGAGUUCUACAUUGAAUGUAAGCCAGGGAGGUUAUGUCAUCUUUGCCUAUAACAUUGGCAAUAAUGCAACAGAGCGCACACUGUGGCAGCUGUUUUCUCCCUUCGGCACUGUGCAAAAAGUGAAUGUGGUGAUGGAACCAGGGAAGGGUGUGUGCAAGGGCUAUGGUUUUGUCACAAUGACAAACUUUCAAGAAGCACAAAAUGCAAUCAACCAUUUAAAUGGAUUUUACUUCCAAGGUCGACCCCUGCAGGUUUCUUUCAAGACAUAAAAUGCUGAUUUUCAUUGCAAGUUUUUAACAGUGACAGCAUCUCUCUUCCCCCCCCCCCACCCCCCUUCACCUCUUUAGUGGUCAUCCAUACUUAUGAUGUAUUAGUAUUUGUAUCCCUGCAGGAUAUGUGUCAGCCAGCUUAUUGCUUGUGCAGACUAGUUUCUCAACCUCUCACUGAUAUUGCUUCAUUGCAGCUAGGCAGUGGUGCCUGUGUAAGAUGCAAGAAUUUAAAUCAUUAAAUUGUUAGUCAAAUUGCUCUUGUGCUGGGGCUCUUUUGCCACUAAAUUUGUGGAAACCUGUAAGCAGGGGAAGAAACCUAACAAAAUACCUGGUGUUUUCCUUUUUUAUUUGAAUUACACCUUUGUGGGCUAGAUGAAAAAAGGAUGCUUUUUUUGUGAAGUCAUUUGAAAUUAUUAUUAUUAUUAUUAACCUUGUUGCUGAUAAGUCAUUUUUGCAGCAGAAGGGUCAGACUUAGAUUUAAAAAAAAGUUUUGUGAUCAUGUGCUUCAAAAGAGGAGAUUGUCCCUCCUUGCUUGUCAGCUCUUAGUACGGAUUCUUUGUGGAGCAGUGUUGCUAGGAGUGGUUAUGCACUUCAGUUGUUUUGAAUUGUUUCUCUGUUGAUGGAAUUGUUUCUGCUCAGCUAAAUGAAAGUGGGGUUUUUAGGACAAAAAAAGUGUUUAAAUCUAUAAAGGCUUUCAACUAGUUACAAACUUUAUGCUGGGCUGGCAUAGGGGGGAAAAUGCAGGUGAUGUUAAGAAAUAACUGGUUUUUAGGGGUUCAGCGCUUAAAUUAUUAUGAAAAAAGUAAAAGGGUGCAUUUUUCUUUAAGAGUUUGUUUACCAUGCAGGCUUUAAAAUGUCUGGUGGUUUGGUUCUAAUUUUGGAAAAAAAAUGUUUUGGGGGAAAUAUGCAAUGCUUAGACUACUUGCAUUCAAGUGUGGAUGAAAUGAGGGCUGAAAUUUUAUGGUCAUGCACGGAAGCCUCAUUUGCUUCCCGUUCCGUUUUUUUCUUGUGUAUAUUUAAAAUAAAUAUCCUGUUAUUCAUUAGAAUUUAUUAUUUUACUCUUAUUUGAAAUUUGUGCUACUUUAAAGAUCUGUUUGGUGGGCAUGUGUAGCCUAGCCAUAAUAAUCUUGCAUUCAGACCUGUAUGCCCCAUCUAAAUUAUAAAUGGGUACUACAAUUAUCAUUACUACUGCUUUAUGCUGAAAGUUCAGAAUUAUUUGUAUUGAAUUAUAACUUGUCAUAAAUAUGGUUUUAAACGUUUUUUUUUUUUCCUCUUUCCCAGCAAAAAGUGUGACAUAUUUGUAGAAAAGGGUAGAGGCUGAAAAGUUCAGCUUACUUGCCUGCAGAAUUACUUUUAGUACAGUCCUUUUAAGGUAAAAAAGCAAAAAAGCUGUGGUUAUUUCAUGAGUUUCCCACCUCCCCAAUUAAAGAGCUACUUUGCAUU